AAGUUUCAGGAAGGGUGUUGUUCACUUUUAUAUUAACAGGCAUUUUGAAAGGCUGAGGGCAGAUAUGUUAGAAGCACUCUUCUUAUUCCUAAGAGUUCAUGGUUCAAUUUACUCAUCCUUUCGCUUCCCCACUCUUCAGGUUCUGUAUAUUGGCCUGGCCUGUAAUACAGCUCGCUAUAUUUAUAUUUCCUAUCUGGAAAAUGCCUGGACUGUUCUCCCCAUGGAAGUCCUUCAAGGGGUGACACACGCGGCCAUCUGGGCAGCCUGCAUCUCGUAUCUCAGCGCAGCCGUUCCCCCUGAGCUGAGGACGUCUGCUCAGGGCAUCCUGCAGGGCCUUCACCUGGGUUUGGGCAGAGGCUGUGGUGCCAUGAUCGGGGGUGUGUUAGUCAAUUAUUUUGGGGCUGCUGCAACCUUCCGAGGAAUCGGCAUGGCCUGCCUGGUCAUCCUCCUGCUCUUUGCCCUGAUCCAGUGGCUGGCAGUGCCAGAUGAGGAAGAAGACAAGUCAAUGUUGGCAGAAAGGAUUCCUGUUCCAUCAAGUCCUGUUCCCAUAGCAACCAUCGACUUGGUACAGCAACAGACAGAAGACAUCAUGCCACGCAUUGAGCCCAGACUUCCACCCAAGAAAACCAAGCACCAGGAAGAACAGGAGGAUGUGAACAAGCCAGCCUGGGGGGUCAGUUCCUCUCCCUGGGUGACCUUUGUCUACGCACUCUACCAAAUUAAAGAGAUGAUACUGCUAACAAGAGACAACCAUGCUUCUGAGAUACAGCCUUUACAGUUGCACAUAGGAAAAGAGAUGAAAGGGGACCAGUGAGAAUCGGAGAGAUUCUCCAGCUGGUGGAGCCCAGCCUGUCCCAUGUGAGACUCACUCCGACCCAUCCAGCAACCAGCCAUCCCCUC
This is a messenger RNA of Hipposideros armiger (great roundleaf bat), 900 nucleotides long. Its product is annotated as major facilitator superfamily domain-containing protein 6-like. The coding region runs from base 65 to 814 and encodes 249 amino acids. Lineage: Eukaryota; Metazoa; Chordata; Mammalia; Chiroptera; Hipposideridae. Gene Ontology annotation, cellular component: plasma membrane. Gene Ontology annotation, biological process: antigen processing and presentation of exogenous peptide antigen via MHC class I. The record is from RefSeq and is a predicted model, not a curated record. The transcript is spliced from 7 exons.